AUGGCCCCAAAGGGACCCCGCCCCUUGCUCUUCCUGACCCUGGUCCUGCUGGCCGCCUGCCCGGCCCAGCUCAGCAAAGGCGCCAGCUACCGGCAGUUCCUGAACCAACACGUUGACUUCCCCAUGAUCCUUGGUUUUGACAACCAUGCCUACUGCAACUACAUAAUGGAGCGCCGAGGGCUGACCCGCCCUGUCUGCAAACCCACCAACACCUUCAUCCACGCCCCCACCAGCGAGGUCCAGGCCAUCUGCAGGGGGUUAGGGAGAUGCCACGGACGCAACUUCUGCGACAGUAACUCAUCCUUCUUCCUCACCAUCUGCCGGGUGGCGCCCGGCUCCCGCCCAGGGCGCUGUGUUUACAGGGGCAGAGUCCAGACCCGCAAGAUCCGCGUGGCCUGUAAGCAGAGGCUGCUUGUGCUUUUUGUCAGAAUCCUGUAG
Molecule: messenger RNA, 438 nt
Organism: Gopherus evgoodei (Goodes thornscrub tortoise)
Lineage: Eukaryota; Metazoa; Chordata; Testudines; Testudinidae
Product: ribonuclease-like
Exons: 1
Coding region: 1-438 (145 amino acids)
Molecular function (GO): nucleic acid binding
Source: RefSeq, a predicted model, not a curated record